AUGAAAUCUGGAGCGUCUUUUGUGGUCCUUCUUGCAGCCGUUGUCGUGGCCUUCAACCACGUCGACGCCCAAACGCAGCGGAACGUGUAUAGAUGCCCAAUGGCCGAAUGCCCCGACGCAAAUGAAAAACUGACCCAGUGCUGCCGCCAAUCGUGGACUGGGGAUUUUAGUACGUGCUGUCACUACAGCUGCGUGUACAACAGUCCAUGCGAGAAAUGA
This is a messenger RNA of Phytophthora infestans T30-4, 219 nucleotides long. RefSeq names its product cys-rich secreted peptide protein, putative. The record is from RefSeq and is a predicted model, not a curated record. The transcript has a single exon. Bases 1 to 219 code for a protein of 72 amino acids. Lineage: Eukaryota; Oomycota; Peronosporomycetes; Peronosporales; Peronosporaceae.